AUGGAUAGUGAAAAUAAGGAAAUUAUAUGCAUCGGCGAUUUCAAUUGUGAUUGGCUCCAACGGACAAGUGAUAAUUAUACAUCUCAGAGAAGUGUAAAUUUUAAUAAUUUAAUUAACAUUAAGACUAAUACAAACCCCACCAUUGGAAAGUCCUCAGUCCCGUCCUUCCUCUUGUCAAAUGUAUGCCAUAUAACAAAUAAGGUAGACGAAUUAGCUGCUGUUGUAUCGAUCUAUGACCCAUCCGUGGUAAUGAUAACUGAAUCCUGGCUAAGUGAUGAUAUCGGUGAUUCCUCGGUUAAGAUCGGUAAUAAAUACAACAUAUUUCGUCGCGAUAGAAAGUCUCCUGGCGGUGGAGUGAUCGCCUACGUGAAUAAUUGUUUACCAGCAGAGCGUAUGACUCCCCUCGAAGAAGAAAACAAAGAAGUGAUAUGGUUGUUGUUAAAACCCCCCAGAACCCCUAGACCUUACAGUACAAUCGUUGCUGCUGUUGUGUACUACCCUCCUGGUCAAUCCGCCGAACAAGCAAUCGAUAUGAAUGAAUACUUAACUACUUGUAUAGAUAGUCUCUUGCGCGAACGUCCUUCAUCUGGAAUUGUUAUAGCUGGGGACUUCAAUCAACUAAAAUUAAGAAAACUAUGUAACAGAUUUAAUUUAAAAAGAUCUGUAACUAAACCGACUAGAGGACACAACAUUCUUGAUCAAAUCCUUACAAAUAUGCUCCCUCUCUUUGACACUGUUAGCCAUCUCCCCCCAAUCGGACGCUCCGACCACCAAUGUCUUCUAAUCAAGUCCAUUAAAAGACAGAAAACUCCGGUUACGUCAAAAAAAAUUAGAUUGAUGAAACGAGCAAAUUUAAAUGACCUCUCCCUGAAUAUAGCUUCUGAAGAUUGGACUACUGUAUAUUCAGCACUGGAUGUGGAUGAGAAAGUAUCAGCUUAUAACUCCAUUAUAAUCAAGAUGCUUGACGAGUUCUUACCUGAAAAAACCAUCAGAGUACAUCACUCUGAUAAACCGUGGAUCACCGGUAAUAUUAAAAUGCAAAUCAAAGCUCGUCAGAAGGCCUUUUCUCGUGGUGAUCAGCCAAGAUACAAACAACUAUGCGAGAAAGUGGCAAAUCUUAUAGCUAAAGCUAAAGCCACCUACUAUCGGUCCAAGGCCUCAGAAUUUCGUACCUCGAAUCAAUCGAAGUGGUAUAACUGUAUCUACUCUUUAGUAAAUGCCGAAAACACAACCCACACCCAAUUUCCACACGGGCCCGAAAACCUAGACUUAUCCGACUUAGCUGAAAAACUUCAGAAAGCCUUCACUAAACCAUGGUCGGACCGUUACACGAAUGUCGCCUUUGAAAUACCUGAAGUGAACCACCCACAUAAGAAUAACAAACCAACCCCUUCCUUCUAUUGGCCAAGUUAA
Messenger RNA from Paramuricea clavata, 1413 nucleotides. The record is from the annotation of a GenBank genome assembly. Lineage: Eukaryota; Metazoa; Cnidaria; Anthozoa; Malacalcyonacea; Plexauridae.